AUGAAUUUCGGUUAUCUCGCGGUCGAGGCUUUGCGCAUUGUUAUUGCUCGUUCUGCUUUUCAGCAAUCAGAGGAGGACGAGCCGAUGUUCUCCGAAGAGAUGCUCGAAGAACGGCGAAAAGCGCUCGCUUUGAGAGCUGCGAAGAAGGAGGCAAAAGCUGCCGAAAAACCUCAAGCAGCGACAAAUGGACAACAAAACGGACAAAACGGAGCCGAGCAGGAGUCAGAGCUGGAAACGGGCACGGCAGCCGUCACUGCGGUGGAAAAUGCAGCUGAAAAAGCGAAAACCGCUGCGGAAACGGCAAAAAUCGCUGCCGACACGGCAGUGAUUGCUGCCGAGUUGGCAACGGCUGCUGCCAAAUCGGCUUCGGUAGCUGCUGACACAGCCGUGGCCGAAGCUGAGGAGGUAACAGCCAAGGAAACAGCACAGAAUGAGGAACAGAAGAAUGCUGCAGAAGAAACCAAGCAAGAAGAAACUACAAAUGGCGAGACAGUGGCUGCACCGCAAGAGCAAACAGAAGUGUCGGAGGUAGAGAAUCAAGAGCUUGCAUAUGAUCCGAAUGCAUACCCUGGUUACAUCUGGAACUACGAAACGCAGCAAUGGGAUGUAGAUCCUAACUACGAUCCUAGCCAAGAUCCGUCGGUGUAUAAUGCUGGAUAUGAUCAAGGAAACUAUCAGUACGACUAUGGCGGCGUUGGUGCAACCGAUGGCUAUACUUAUCCUGGCACCUAUGGGCAGAACUAUUCUUACGAUCAGAACGCUGCUGGAUACACGCAAAAUGCUGAAGGGACCUAUGAUCAAAAUGUUCAACAGUAUUAUGGGCAAACUGCUGGGUACGACCAGCAGACCGGGUACGACCAGCAAGCCAACUAUCAGUACGACCAAACCGGGCAGUAUUCUGGUUACGAUCAAACUGCGGGUGGUUACGGUCAAAGCGCCUCCGGUUACGACCAGGCUACCGCUGGAUACGACCAGAAUGCAAGUGCUUAUGGUCAAGGUGGCUAUGACCAAACGGCUGGAGCCUAUGGCCAAACCACAGCUGGUUACGAUCAAAGUGCUAGUGCCUAUGGUCAGCAGCAAUAUUAUGACACUGCGGCCACCAUGCAAGUGGACACAAACUACCAGAAUGGCUCAUAUUAUCAGACACAUGCUGGAUAUGACCAAACGGCAACAGAAUAUACUGAACCACCUAUUGGGCUCCAAGAUUACACUCCUAGCCCACAACCUAGCGAGUAUAGUACGACACCAGUAGCACCGGGAGGGGAUGGGCAGCAAAAUGCACCGACGAGUUAUGAUUAUUCACAGUAUGCGCAGAGCUAUGGAACUGACUAUCAAGGCUACCAACAAACGCAACCCGCGCAACAUGACUAUCAAAACAAUUAUACUGACUCAAGCGCUCCUGCUGCACCUCCCAGUUACCCGACCGCUGAACACCCGUAUCCUCAACUCCCACCUGAACGCCCACCACCUGCUCCAGUUUUUACUGAGCCACUGUUUAAAAGUACGCCGCCAUCGGAUCCAUUCUCUUGGGGACAGGACACUCAAGCACAGGCGACGCUCAGUCAGUCUGCUACAGAUUAUACCGAGCAACACUCCCCUUCUCGACCUCCUCCAUCGAGGCCAGCACCACCGAAAUUUCCUAGAACGGGGGCGGGUGAUGAGCAAGUGGCCGCAGCUGCAGCAGCAGCAGAAGCUGGUUCACAUUCCCCUGCACCUCCACGACCACCACCAGCUCACCCUAGCCCUGCAGCUCAUCCUCAUCCACCUCGACCUGGACCGCCAUCGCCAAGACCUCCACCGCCGAAGAAGGUCCAGGAACCGGAGCCGGAAGAGGAUGCAUGGACAAAAUUCAAGAAGAUGACUGAAGAGGUCAACGCUGCGUUGAAAACGUCUGAAGACACCUUGAAGAACUUGGAAGAGACCACUGCGGUGAAGGAUAUCAAGGAUGAGAGCUAUCUAGGACAAAUUGGAGGAACCCAAGGCUAUGACGACACUUACGCUCAAAGAGAAAUACAUCGAUUAGCAGAAGAGAAGAAGGAGGAGAAGAAACUUAAAAAGAAAUUGAAACAACAAGGAAAGAAAGCUCCGUCACCAACAUUUGAUCCGGACGAAGAAGACAACAUGGAUAGAGCAGCGCAGGAGUUGGCGAUGAAAAUGGCCAGCAUGAGGACGGACCUAGGGGAUUGGAAGCCUCCUACCGCUGCCCAGGAAGCGGUAAAACGUAAUGAUUCGCUGUCUGGGAUUCCUCCACGAAAACGAAGCUCUCUUAAAGACGUCCAGCAAGAUUCUGGUGGUUCACUGGAGCUGCCAGCCCAUUUAGCAAGUCAACCCGCGGACAACGAUAAUGUGAAGCCGGUUGGAGAUUUAGCACCUGACGAUCCCAAGCUGACAGCUCCAGCUUGGGCCGACUUUGAAACUGCUGCUCCAGAGCUUCCACCUAGUGAGAGCGGAUUCUUCAGCAACAAAGAAAGCAACAGCUUGGAUCCUUCUUCUGAAGCUUAUGAUCCGUUCAUUGUGCCUACGGAUUUCAAGCCACCAAGAGAUCCGUUUGCUCCUCCGGAUAAAAAUUUGAUUGAAGAGGAUUAUGAUCCAUUCGCAGUCCGACCUGUAGAGGAUAUAGUUGCUGCAGCCAGAGCUAAAGCUGAGGAAGUUCGGAUGGCCAAAGAAGUCCAGGACGAUGUGGACUUCUUUUCGGGAUCGCGGCAUAGCCCAGCUCUUUCAACACCAACUCCGGAGGGUGGCAGUCCAGUAGCGAGUCCGACUCCUCGCCCAGAAGGAUUUGAGGAUGAUUUCAAAUGCGAGGGUAUGGAUAUGGAAACACCGACUCCGCUCUACGAUGAGGAUGAUUCUGAACCUCUCACUGAAUUCCUACCCAAGUUUACUGGUGAUGGUUGGGAUCUUAUGGUUAGGCAUCCACUCAAGAAGAAAUCUUUCAUGGCGGAACGAUUUUGGAAACCAUGUUACGUACGGCUACAAGGCAAUACACUGCUUGUCUACAAUGCAAAGACAGACAAUAGACCAAUUCAGAUAAAUAUUAAAUUUCCGAAUUCAUUUCUGGGCAAUAAUAUCCUGUUUUCUUACGAUGUUUAUGGCAAAAUUCAUACAGUCAAACUGCAAUAUGUGCUUUACAAGGAAAAAGUUGGCAUUCGACCUGGGCAAAUCUCGCGUUUGGUGGACGGUCACAUAACAAAGUAUGGAUUGCCGUUGGAGCAUACGGCACAAUGUACAGUACUGUUGAAGUUCGGCUCGUUAACGUCCACUGAGCUACAGUCAUUUGUGUCUACGAUCGAGGAUGUGCUUUUUAAAUGUCCAGCUAAAAGAGACACAAAGCCAGUUUACAAGCAGGAUGAAGUGCAGAUUCACUGUUACGACGAAUACUCCGCUUAUGUGGACAAGGAUGGCGUGCUAUCCGAUCAAAAAGCACGAGUGCGGCUGUUCUGCCUCGCUUUUGUAACUGGUUCGCCAUUCCUUGAAAUUGGUUUGAAUGAUCGAAGAAGGCAAGGAAAGGAAGUUGUGCGACGAAAAGACAUUUUGCCAAUGUACACUGAACGAUGGAUUCGAUUCGAAGAAGUCGAAUUUCAUUCAACAGUGGAUCGAGAAGCGUUUGAGAAAGAGCAAGUGAUUAGGUUGAGUCCACCAGAUGGCUGCUUCUUUGAGGUUAUGCGAUUCCGAAUACGACCGCCAAGAAAUAGAGAAAAGGCACUUUCAGUCAAGGCAAUAAUGAAGAUUGCUGGAUCAAAGGUUGAAAUACGUGUCGAAGCUAUGGCCGCGGCACAGACUGAAAGAACGAGAGGAGGCAGAACGGCUCGAAGACAAAUACCUUGCGAGGAUAUUGCUAUCCGAUUCCCUAUACCUGAAGCUUGGAUCUACAUAUUUAGGGAAGAACGACAUUGGGGUGUUGGAUCAGUACACUCGAGGAAAUUACGGCCUGGAAAAGUCAAGAAUCUGAAAGAUCGACUGCUCGGAGCUGUGCAAUCCGCCGAACCAAACCUCAUAGAGUGCGCUAUCGGUGAAGCAAAAUACGAGCAUGUGUAUAGGUCCCUAGUUUGGAGAAUACCACGGCUAAACGAGAAGGAUAAUGCAGCGUACAAAUCGUAUUUGUUGAGAUGUCGUUUCGAACUUUCUUCCUUCGACUUGAUGCCCGAUGCUUUUCUACCCCGAUGUGUAGUUGACUUCACAAUGCCUCUGGCUACCGUAUCAAACACAGUUGUUCGAUCGGUAUCCGUUGAGCAGCAUGAGGAUUCUGAUCGAGUGGAGAAAUUCGUUCGUUACGUUGCCAAGUGCCAGUAUAAGGUGGAAAUUGACUACGUGCAAUGUGCUGAUCUUGAAGUGGAUACCAUGGAUCCAACCACCAAUCCAGAAGUUGCUAUGACAACGGUGCCAGAAUUACAUCAACCUGCAUUCCAACCUUCUGAAGUCGCUGAGUUGCACGAGGGGUACCGUAUCGAGUUUAACGAGGCAGAGACUGGUGCGGCUCGUGCUGAUGACUCAAGCUCGGAUGAUGAUGAUGACAAAUCGCACAAAAUGCCGAUUAUACAAAUAGAUAUGAAGAAUUAUGGAUAUUAGUGCUUGUACAACAGAUUCGUAGUAUAAGUAAUUAGCGUAGCGAAUGUUUUGUACAAUAGAUGCCUUGUUAUUUAUGUUGUACGUUAUUUAUUUGCUUUUUGAUUGCUACGUCUAACGAUCGCAGUUCAGUCACUUUAUUGAGACUACAAUUUGAUCUCAUUCAUUCCCAUUCUGGUCUUGGCUUGCAUUCCAUUUAAUGAUGUUCUCAAGUACGCUAGCAUU
Molecule: messenger RNA, 4788 nt
Organism: Cylicocyclus nassatus
Lineage: Eukaryota; Metazoa; Nematoda; Chromadorea; Rhabditida; Strongylidae
Source: the annotation of a GenBank genome assembly